AUGUUUGCAAGGAUACCCAAAAUAGCGAGCGCCAAUACGCUCAGACAAUUUAGCACCUCCGUGCCUGCUCUUUCAAACGUCGGAAAACAACCAAUCAGAUUGACCGAAGGGGUCACCGCCAGCAUCGAAUCCAUUCCUCAUGAAUUCUGUAAAACAUUCACCAAGGGUAACCAAAGAUAUGUUUUGGACAGACAAGUGGUGAUUGCUGGACCUCGUGGAACAUUGAAAACACCAAUUCCAGGAUUUGUCAAGGUAGACAACGCUAACAACAACCUUGCUGUUUCGGUCGAAGACAGCACCAGUAAAGUCCAAAGAUCAUUAUGGGGAACAUAUCGUGCUCUUUUAAACAAUAACGCUAUUGGAGCAUCUGAAGGUCACUUGGCAGUUGUCAGAUUUGUCGGUACCGGUUACAGAGCCAUUUUAGAAAAAGACGCCAAGGGAAAUGAUAUAGUUUCUUUAAAAUUGGGUAUUCCAAGUACACCACAACUCAGAAUCCCCAAGGGAUUGACUGUCACUUCUCCCAUCCCAACCAGAUUGGUGAUUGAAGGUACUGACUUGCAACAAGUUAAAUUGUUUGCUGCCAAGAUUAGAGCAUUCAAGAAACCAGAACCUUAUAAGGGUAAGGGUAUUUUUAUUGAUGAUGAAACUAUCCAAUUGAAGGAAAAGAAGAUUAAGUAG
Messenger RNA from Spathaspora passalidarum NRRL Y-27907, 678 nucleotides. It is a transcript of the gene MRPL6, whose product is annotated as mitochondrial 54S ribosomal protein uL6m. The record is from RefSeq and is a predicted model, not a curated record. Gene Ontology annotation, biological process: translation. The transcript has a single exon. Gene Ontology annotation, cellular component: ribosome; mitochondrial large ribosomal subunit. NCBI's taxonomy places the organism in Eukaryota, Fungi, Ascomycota, Pichiomycetes, Serinales, Debaryomycetaceae. Gene Ontology annotation, molecular function: structural constituent of ribosome; rRNA binding. Bases 1 to 678 code for a protein of 225 amino acids.